GUUAUGCUCAGAAGCUUUUAAAGGAUUUAUUCAGUAACUACACGAGUGCUCUGCGGCCAGUGGAAGACACAGGAGAUAUCCUGAAUGUCACCCUUCAGAUCACCCUUUCACAGAUCAUCGAUAUGGAUGAACGUAACCAGAUUCUCACAGCUUAUCUAUGGAUACGACAGUGCUCACAAUCAUUUUACAGGCUCAAUGGACACUAAUGUGGUGAUUCGACAUGAUGGUCAGAUCAUGUGGGAUUCCCCUGCAAUCACCAAAAGCUCGUGCAAAGUGGACGUCUCCUUCUUCCCCUUUGAUGCCCAGCAAUGCCGCUUGACUUAUGGCUCUUGGACAUACAAUGGCAAUCAGCUGAACCUCCUGAAUGGAAUGGACACAGCUGACUUGGCUGACUUGAUACAUAAUGUGGAAUGGGAGAUACUAGGUAUGCCUGCAGAGAGGAACGUAAUCCAGUAUGGGUGCUGUGCAGAUCCUUACCCAGAUAUCACUUACACUCUGAAACUCAAACGCAGGGCAUCUUUCUAUGUGUUCAACCUUCUCAUCCCAUGUGUGAUGAUCUCAUUCCUGGCACCGCUGGGCUUCUACCUACCAGCCGAUUCGGGGGAGAAGGUAUCUCUGGGUGUCACGAUGAUGCUGGCUCUCACUGUGUUUCAGCUCCUGGUUGCUGAGAUCAUGCCACCAUCUGAAAAUGUGCCUCUUAUUGGGAAAUACUACAUAGCCACAAUGACCAUGAUAACAGCCUCCACAGCCUUGACCAUCUUCAUCAUGAACAUUCAUCACUGUGGCCCUGAGGCGAAGCCGGUCCCCAGGUGGGCUAAAAAGUUCAUCCUGCAGUACAUGGCCCGCAUCUGUUUCGUGUUUGAGGUGGGUGAGAACUGCAUGAUGCCGCAGCCAGAGAGACCAGAGCCUCCGCAGGAGAAAAGCACCACUGACUGCAGGAUGAAUGGCCAAGCAGGGAGAGAGAGCAUCCUGAGGGUGGAGAGGGCACAGGAUGAGAUGUCCCAGAAGAUCCUUGAAGAGAAUGAGGACACUGAGCAAGUUUUGAGCCCCUCUGGCUCCAUGGGAAGAAACCCUACGAACCACUUCACCGCCUGGAGAAAUGGAGUCUUCAUGAGCAUGGACUGUGGCGAUAGCUCGGAGGGUGCCCCGAGGCGAGUGAGACGCAAUGAGUUGGGAAGUGAGAGAGGCGGAGGGAAAGAGACACAGGCUAAGGGCCAGUGCAUGUAUGAGCAGCAGGAACUCCAGAGGAAUAUCGAGUACAUUGCAAACUGUUACCGAGACCAGAGAGCCACGCAGAGGAGAACCGGCGAGUGGAAAAAAGUGGCCAAGGUGCUGGAUCGUUUCUUCAUGUGGAUGUUCUUCAUCAUGGUGUUUCUGAUGAGUCUGCUAAUAAUGGGCAAAGCCAUCUAAACAACGUUUACUAGCAUAGACAAAACACUGAAAGACACAUGCAAUUUUCAGUCAUGUUUGUCCCAACCUAUUUGUUCAACUACUGUACCAAAUUGUAUUUUGUAAAUUGCAAAAAAGUUGAUAAUGUAUAUAUGACAGGGAUCUCCUUAAUCCCUCCCCCACAUUCCCUCCUAUUCUCUUUUACCUCACUCUCUCCUCCCACCAGAUCGCAGAUCCAAAGAUACUUUGUUUGACGAUUUCUUUCAUGAUUCAAAAUUGUGAUAAUCUGGUCUGGUGAGUCAUUACUAACAUUACUCUUAGGGCACAUUUGCGGUUUACUUGCUAAUGUGUAUGUCUCCUUACUUUAUUGUAUUUUGCUGGUACCUAUGGCUAAGUUUACACAGCAGGUCAAUUUUUGCUUCUGUCUGAUUUUUUGGACCAUACGUUCUCACCUAACAAUAUAAGUAGAAUAUUUGAUAGCUGCAUUUAAACUUGACAUCCAAAGUGGUGCACACAACUUUCGAUGGCCGCAAAUAGGUAAGCAGGAGUAACUAAGCUUGACUCAAAAGCCAAAAGGGGCAGAUUAAUUCUCAAUGGGUUUGUUUUUUACAAAGGGUCAUAUUUACCAUGCUGUGUAAAUGUAGUACAAUUAUUUAUUAUUAGUAGAUGCUCAGUGCUGUAACUUGUAAUUUCGUUAUUAGAAUAUGUAGCCAGACUUUAUAUACUGUACUUAUUAUAUAUCAUAUUCAAUAGUUACAAUAAAGAGAAGACAUUGAUACAA
Molecule: messenger RNA, 2170 nt
Organism: Clupea harengus (Atlantic herring)
Lineage: Eukaryota; Metazoa; Chordata; Actinopteri; Clupeiformes; Clupeidae
Gene: chrna10a
Product: cholinergic receptor, nicotinic, alpha 10a
Exons: 4
Coding region: 85-1410 (441 amino acids)
Biological process (GO): monoatomic ion transmembrane transport
Cellular component (GO): postsynaptic membrane
Molecular function (GO): acetylcholine-gated monoatomic cation-selective channel activity; transmembrane signaling receptor activity
Source: RefSeq, a predicted model, not a curated record